CGACGAGAGCGUUCCGGUCGCGGCUGUGCGGUGACAGAUGUGGACGGAAGAGAGAACGUGAGCGGGUCUGUGUGCUGUUCGCAGCCGUUCAACCGGGACCCCUCGUUACAGACAGGCGCCGCCGUCGGCCUGAACUGCAGCGGCGCUGGGCCGCAGCUCCUCUCCGGGGACGUCAAUGUGACGGGCCGCAGCGGCACCUUCGGCGCGACGAUGGGUCAGGAGCGCAGCAAGUACGACUUCUACAUCGGCCUGGCGCUGGCCAUCAGCUCCAGCGUUUUCAUCGGCGGCAGCUUCAUCCUGAAGAAGAAGGGUCUCCUUCGCCUGGCUAGGAAAGGCUCCACGCGAGCAGGCCAAGGCGGACAUGCGUACCUGAAGGAGUGGCUCUGGUGGGCAGGCUUGUUGUCCAUGGGAGUCGGGGAAGCGGCCAAUUUUGCAGCUUACGCCUUCGCUCCAGCUACGCUGGUCACCCCCCUGGGGGCUCUGAGUGUUCUAGUGAGUGCCGUUCUGUCCUCCUACUUCCUGUCAGAGAGGCUCAAUCUGCACGGGAAGCUGGGGUGUAUUCUCAGCAUCCUAGGGUCCACCACCAUGGUGAUCCACGCCCCGCAGGAGGAGGAGAUCGACAGCCUGGAGGACAUGGCCGUCAAGCUUGUUGAUCCAGGGUUUGUUGUCUUUGCAACCUUUGUGGUGAUCAUAGCCCUCAUACUCAUCUUUGUGGUCGGACCUCGGCACGGGCAAAGCAACAUCUUGGUCUACAUCAUCAUCUGCUCCGUGAUCGGCGCCCUAUCGGUGUCUUGCGUCAAGGGCCUGGGAAUUACCAUCAAGGAACUGUUUGCGGGGAAUCCCGUUCUCAAGAACCCCCUGUCCUGGAUCCUCCUGCUCAGCCUGGUGGCCUGCGUGAGCACGCAGAUCAACUACCUGAACAAGGCGCUGGACAUAUUCAACACCUCUCUGGUGACACCCAUAUACUACGUGUUCUUCACCACGUCUGUGCUUACCUGCUCCGCCAUCCUCUUCAGGGAGUGGGAGCACAUGGCCUCGAGUGAUGUCAUCGGCACCCUUGGCGGCUUCAUCACCAUUAUCGUGGGCAUAUUCCUGCUUCACGCCUUUAAGGAUGUCAACAUCAGUCUGGCCAGCUUGGCCAUAUCCAUCCGUAAGGAGGAGCGGAGCCCCCCGAUGUCCAACGGCAUGACAGCGCAUGUCACAUACGAACUGCUGGGUAGCAGCACUUCUGUGAACAUGGAUGAGCUGGAGGUGGGUGUGCCAUUCGACAACAUCUCCCGGAGGAACGGCACCGUGGCACCGUUGUAGGGCUGCUUCCUUUGGCCCCAAGCUAGGCAGUUAUCGUACUGGAAAUUCUCACUCCGUUAAAAUUGUGUGCGUUUUUUUUUUUUUUUUUUAAAAAUACAGAAUCAAACAUCAGACAAUCAGAUGGAGAGACCAACUGGACCAGUGAAUUGUACUGAUGUUUUCUUUUGCCUUACAUCUCUUUUGGAGUUGCCUACAUGGUAUAGGGAUCAUUGCAUUUCUGUGUAGCACUGUAAAUAUUCCAAUGUUUUUAAAAUGAAUUUUCCUAUACUUUAUGUACAGAGAAUCUGUAUUUACAUGCACUGAGUUUAUUUCUAUAAAUUGGUUAGGUGCUUUAAAUUUAUAAUAAAUCCACUCUGACUGUGGUUGUGAAUUGAUGAAAUAGUUGUAGCUUUUACACGCAUCUAAGAGCAUCAACUUAAGUUUCCAGCUAAACUUCAUGCAAAUUCUGAUUUACAUGUGGCCCUAAGCCUAAAAUGCAGAGCUGAAUGACGUGA
Scleropages formosus (Asian bonytongue) is the source of this 1802-nucleotide messenger RNA. It is a transcript of the gene nipa2, whose product is annotated as NIPA magnesium transporter 2. Gene Ontology annotation, molecular function: magnesium ion transmembrane transporter activity. The coding region runs from base 211 to 1308 and encodes 365 amino acids. The record is from RefSeq and is a predicted model, not a curated record. Gene Ontology annotation, cellular component: membrane. NCBI's taxonomy places the organism in Eukaryota, Metazoa, Chordata, Actinopteri, Osteoglossiformes, Osteoglossidae. The transcript has 6 exons. Gene Ontology annotation, biological process: magnesium ion transport.